AUGGGUAAUGCCAAUGGCAUGGGCAACGCGAACGCAAAUGGCAACGGAAACGGAAACGGGAACGCUAAUGCCAAUGGGAAUGGGAACGGUAACGGCAACGACAACGCGAACGCUGGCGGAGCAGCAGCAGGAGGCGCUGCAUCCGACUUUGGCACCUGCGAUCCCACCAUGUCUUUUGAAGGCGGCCGCGGCAACCGUCCCGCUACUGAGUUCACUUUCCAAUCGAAUGACGCGGUCAUCGCUGCAAACCAGCAGGAAGCACUGAACCCAAACAUCAUCACCAACCGCAUCUGCGAUGAGCUCGGCAACAUCUGCGGCGCCAGCGAUGCAGCAAUUGCGCUUUGCGAGGAUGCCCAAGCGCAGAUCCUGGCCUUGGGCACGCGAGACCAGACCACUGCCGAUGCAUGGAACAGUUUGGUUGGCGGCGGCGCUGCAAGAGCGAUGCGAAGAGGCAUGCGCGCGUAA
Cyphellophora attinorum is the source of this 465-nucleotide messenger RNA. RefSeq lists its product as uncharacterized. The coding region runs from base 1 to 465 and encodes 154 amino acids. The transcript has a single exon. The record is from RefSeq and is a predicted model, not a curated record. Lineage: Eukaryota; Fungi; Ascomycota; Eurotiomycetes; Chaetothyriales; Cyphellophoraceae.